Oryza brachyantha (malo sina) is the source of this 2479-nucleotide messenger RNA. RefSeq names its product wall-associated receptor kinase 3-like. Lineage: Eukaryota; Viridiplantae; Streptophyta; Magnoliopsida; Poales; Poaceae. Gene Ontology annotation, cellular component: plasma membrane. The coding region runs from base 14 to 2239 and encodes 741 amino acids. The transcript is spliced from 4 exons. Gene Ontology annotation, biological process: protein phosphorylation; cell surface receptor signaling pathway. The record is from RefSeq and is a predicted model, not a curated record. Gene Ontology annotation, molecular function: calcium ion binding; polysaccharide binding; protein serine/threonine kinase activity.
GCCGCUGGCGCUAAUGGCCAGUCGCGUGCCGCUUCUUCCGCCGCCGUCGUCUCUGCUGCUGCUGCUCUGCCUUGCCGUCUCGGCAGCCGGCAACGUGCCAGCGCCGGCGGUCGUCUCGAAGCCGGGCUGCCCGACGAGGUGCGGCGCCGUGGACAUCCCCUUCCCGUUCGGCAUCGGCGAUCACUGCGGACUUGAGGCGCCUUAUACAAAUUACCCGUUCAAGUUCAACUGCGUGUCCGUCGAUGGCACCAGCAAGCCUUUCUUCAGGGGUAUGGAGGUAACCAAGAUCUCCAUGGAAGACGGCAAGGCCUGGAUGAAGAUGAACAUAUCCAAGAACUGCUACGACCAGUCAACGGGCACCAUGAAGGACAACACCAACACAACAUCUGUGCAUUUCGGUCGCUCUCCUUUCUGGAUAUCGGAUAAAGACAACAAGAUAAUCGUCAUCGGGUGCGAAACAUUUUCAUAUAUGCAGAUCAAUAAUGUUUUAACAGGUUGUGUGCCAUCAUGUGGAGAAGACCCUAAGAACGGCAUAUGCUCUCUUGAAGCGGGAUGCUGCAAACUUGAUUUCCCCAACGGCACAUGGUAUUAUAAUGCCUUUUUUAAUAAAAACAAUAGCACCAGUCCUUGCAGCUACAUAACAGUGAUGGAAACCACGACCUUCAACUUUAACCAAACAUACUUCAAGUCCACUGCAUUCUAUGACACGUACAAAGGGUUGGCUUCGGUUUCCCUAGACUGGAUCAUAACAAUGGAUUCAUGUGAUAAAGUCGAGAGAAACACUACUUCAUAUGCAUGUGUUAGUGAAAGAAGUAGUUGUGUCAAUGAUCCAAAAGGAGGUUACCGUUGCAAGUGCUCUGAUGGAUACGAAGGCAACCCAUACGUAAAGGAUGGAUGCCAAGAUAUUAAUGAGUGCCUUGACAACGCUACUUACCCUUGUCCGGGAAUAUGCAAUAACACUUUAGGGAAUUUUACCUGCUCAUGUUACCCUGGGAGCUAUAUGAUGAAUGGUGUUUGUUUGCUAAAUCAGAAGUCUGGAUUUCCUAGAAAUCCAGUAAUAGGAGCAAGUGUUGGUGCAGUAGUACUGGUGAUUGUAAUUACUUAUGCAUGCUUCAUGAGAGAGAAGAGAAAGCUACAACACGUCAAACGGCAAUACUUCCGCCAGCAUGGUGGUAUGCUGCUAUUCGAAGAGAUGAAAUCUCAACAAGGCAUUUCAUUCAAAAUUUUCUCAGAAGAAGAAUUGCAACAAGCAACAAACAAAUUCGACAAACAGCAAGUUCUUGGCCAAGGUGGCAAUGCAACCGUUUAUAAGGGACUUCUCAAGGGAAACAAGGAAAUAGCCGUCAAAAGAUGCAUGACAAUUGAUAUGAAACAAAAGAAAGAAUUCGGGAAGGAAAUGCUAAUCUUGUCCCAAAUCAACCAUAGGAAUAUUGUGAAACUAUUGGGUUGUUGCCUCGAAAUAGAAGUCCCGAUGCUCAUAUAUGAGUUCAUUCCAAAUGGCACAUUGUUCUCUCUCAUCCACCACAAUCACAAUCAACGCGUCUCCUUGGAGACUCGCUUGCGCAUUGCACAUGAAUCUGCAGAAGCACUUGCUUAUUUACACUCAUGGGCAUCACCACCAAUACUUCAUGGUGACGUCAAGUCGUCAAAUAUCCUCUUAGACAAAGAGUACACAGCAAAAGUUUCUGACUUCGGUGCUUCCAUCCUAGCACCAACUGAUGAGUCACAGUUCGUCACCCUCGUGCAAGGAACUUGUGGAUACCUCGACCCCGAGUACAUGCAAACAUGCCAAUUAACAGAUAAAAGUGAUGUCUACAGCUUUGGAGUUGUUCUUCUAGAACUUCUCACAAGAAAGAAAGCAUUCAACCUCGAAAGCCCUGAAGAUGAAAGGAGCCUAGCCAUGAGGUUUCUAUCAGCCAUGAAGGAGAACAAACUUUCAGACAUUUUAGAUGAUCAAAUCAUGACGGGCGAGAAUUUGGAGUUUCUUGAAGAGAUUGCGGAGUUAGCAAAACAAUGCUUGGAAAUGUCCGGUGAGAAUAGACCAUUGAUGAAGGAAGUAGCAGAAAAGCUUGAUAGGUUGAGGAAAGUAAUGAAACAUCCAUGGGAGCAACAAAAUCCUGAAGAGAUGGAAAGCUUACUCGGACACUCUUCUUAUAAGAUCAACAGUGACUUGACAAUUGAGCACACCGGAAAUUUCAGCAUCAACAGUGAACUUGGGGUUCUAGAAUCUGGGCGAUAAGUAGAAAUUUUUUAUAUUGUGUCAGUCUAAUAGAUGGUUGAGUACUACUAGUUUGUUAUAAUGUACUCCGUCCCAUACUACCAUAUAUAUACCCACAUGUUGCAUCACAUAUGUCACAUAGGUGCCUUGUUGUAUCUUGAGAAUUGAGAGCAACUAUGUUCAAUUAUUUGAGUACAACUUUGUGAGUCUUUUGAGGCCAUGUAUCACCAUAUAUAAAGAAGCAAAUCAGAAUGUAAAGGC